AUGGCAGACUCUGGAGUCUCCAAAGGAUCUUACCGACAAGAGUCCUUUUUUCCAGCUCUCAAUUUGAGCUCGAAACGGCUUAGACCAGGUUUACCAGCUUCAAGAACAUCUUUAUCACAACUUAAGCUGAAUUUAUUGACUGACGGGAAACAAUGGGAAUUCUUGGAAGAUUAUGGGAUUGAAGAGCUGAGAAACGGGUUCUUUGACCCAAUUUUCACCAAACAUGAAAAUGUUCAGAUGGAUUUUGACCAUGAAGACGCUGUAGUGAACUCUUCAAGUCAGCAUAUGUCCGAUCUAAAUUCGUGGAUAUCGCAGCAGCAAUAUCAACUUAGGGGAAACUGGAAAAGAAUGCUCAAGUUUUGGAUCGCCUUUUUUUCGGCAUUUUGCAUAUGUCUAGUGCGGCCUUCAGGAUCGUGGAUAGGCCAAGAAUUCAGGUACUUCAUGCCUUUGGCGGUUGUCAUCCACCAUCCAGCAAGAAACGUUGGAGUUCAGCUGGAAAUCAGUUUGUGGUCUGUCCUAGGUGCCGCUUUAGGAAUGGGGUGGUCAAGUCUAGCGUGGUACAUCUCCGUCGCUACAAAACCAGCGGCUCACCAUCAAGGUGGCCUUUUGUUCGGCAGUUUAUUCAUUGCAAUUUACUUAUGCUCUUGGCUCAUGGCAGCCAACCAGAGGCUGUUGUACCUCUCCAUGUCUUAUGGCAUUGCAGUCACCUUUUUCCACACGGUCAGCUUGGUAGGAAAUAAGUCCCUUUUGAACUGGAAGCUGUAUUGGGACUUUGGAAUGUCCUAUCUCUUUGGUCUCAUAUUGUCAUUCCUAGUUUGUGUACUGAUCUUUCCUUAUGCCGGCCAAGCAGAGAUCGUCGGCAAGCUCUCGUCUUCGCUCACUGCAAUCAAGCACUUGUUGGUCAAACUUCUUGAUCCAACUGACUGCGUCAACCUCCAAGACCUACAGGCGCUUCAGAAAACGAUUGGAAAAACUGUUGAUUUUGAUGUCUCGGAGGGAAUGCGAGAGUUCCUCAAUCAGGUUACAUUGGCUAGAAUGGACGAAACAUCACUUUUGAAACUUCGCAAUGGUCUCACCAAUGUCGCUGCACCCUUCAGAUCUCUACCGGUUGAUCACAAAUUGAUAACAAAAUUGGAACUCGAAGCAUACUAUUCUGAACGUACUAAAAAAGCCAGCGAGAGGACAGGUAGCAAUUCCCUUGGUGCGACUCCGGUCCUCGAGUCUUCAAACCUACCGUCGGAUGUUGUUGGCGUAGAGAGCCAGACUUCAGACGAUUUUAAAGGUUACAACGAGGAUAUAUUCUCAGCUAUACUGAGAUCAAUAUUCUCUAAGGAUAUCAUUACCCUAAUGGUAGAAAUGGUGUCCUUAUUGGAAAGCUUGGAAAUUUCGUUGAAGGCUUUGACUCAUGUCAGGAGCUCUGGUCAUCGUCGACAAGAAGUCAAAGAGCUUCUAGAAAAUCAUGUCAACAGACUCGGUAGGAAAAUUCACGCUCUGGAUCUUUGUUACAGCGACUUUCUCAAGUCAACUCAUUUCUCAAAAGAGAUGCUGUUUGACUCUCAGUCUAUUGAUUCUUUUGUUUUCCUAAGGUAUGUGAGGCAAAGUGCUAAGAAUCUGAUCCCAGUUGCGGAGUGCGUUUUGGAGAUGAGUUCCAACCCAAGCUGGAAGCUUGCGCUACCCCAUUACCCGCUGAAAAGAGCGCUGAAGCGGCUGCCUACUGAGUGCAGUAUUGAUCAAGGUGCCAAAACUAUCCUGCAUUAUUACCAAGCGAAGAAAGAUGUGGACGACAUAUUUGAACAGAUUAGCAACAGUUUCACAUCUAACCACAAAGCUCCGGCAGAAUUGGUAGCGCAAGACAGAAAAGGCCCAGUCAUUGUCAGGGCCGUGGAUCACAAAGACUUCAGUCUUCGUACAACCAUCUAUCCUUUGCGCUACAAGCUAUGGCGCAAAUACUCACAAAUCUCGUCACCUGAAAGUAAGUGGGCUUUGAAGGUAGCAUUUGUGAUGACCUUUUUGUCACUACCUACCUGGUUGGAGCAGUCAUUUCACUGGUAUCAAGCUUAUAACUGCUGGUGGGCACCGUUAUCGUUUUUCAUAUUGGCGAACCGCAGAAACACCGGAAACUGGGCUUCAUUUGGCAGACGACUAGCUUCGGCUAUAGUUGGAAUAUUUUGGGGAUGGUGUGCAAACCAGGCUCGCCAUUUUGGAAGCCCCUACGUGAUUGCCACUUUUGCUUCGAUUUUCUGCUUCUUUCUGUCAUUCAACUUCUUUGUGAAAGGUAAUAGGAAGUCUAGCUUCACUGGAUUCAUGUGUUUCAUAGUCAUAGCGCUGGAACCCUAUAGCAAAGGUGCGGCCCAAUUGAGUCAAGCUUUGAUUUGGAAAAAUACCUGGGUGACUGGGGUUGCUCUUCUAUGCGGCAUUCUUCCGUCAAUUCCCAUCAAUUGGAUACUUUGGUCAUUCACAGCUCGACAUGAGCUUAGACUUUCCGUGGCCUCUUUGCUCGGCCACAUUAGUCACUCUUACCAAAUUGUCACAGACAGGUAUCUCUACAGGGAUGCUGGUGAUGCCCCCAACGAGCUUACGAAGAAAUACUCUAACAUUCGUGAGGUACGCCUGUCACAAAGUUUGAUAGCGGUUCGAGAGAUGCUGCGUAAGGCACGGACAGAACCAACUUACAUUUUUGUGUUCAAAGCAGACAUCUACCAGCAGUUAUUGGACGUAUGCGAAUUUCUACUCGAGAAGAUGAUAGAGGCCAGGUUAUCCGGUCAGUAUUUCGAGGUAUGGGAAGUUGACAAAGAUAGUGGUGUAUCGAGGGCUCUUUUAUCUCAUCGCCGUGACAGUGUGGCGUCUGUGAUUUUCGUGCUCUACAUGAUUUCAAACUGCUUUCUCUCCACUCAUAGGGUCCCUGCUUACCUGCCCAACACGAUCAUGUCGCGGAAAAAGCUGUUUGAUCUAAGUUCGCAGCUGGAAUCUUCGAUGAGUGACUCCUCUCGCGUUACCACGGCAGCAGACAAGAGCGAUGAGCCAAGUGAAGGUUCAGGCCACGAAGACACGUCGCAUUGGGCUCAUAUUCACGGCAUGGCUUUUGCACGUACGUUCACCGAGAUCAGUGAUGCCGUGCAGAAAAUCGUUCACCUCAGCAGAGAGAUUUUGGGCGAGACUGCUACCGGUCGGGAUACCACGAAGAUCCAUAAUUAUGUGCAAUGA
Messenger RNA from Lachancea sp. 'fantastica', 3204 nucleotides. NCBI's taxonomy places the organism in Eukaryota, Fungi, Ascomycota, Saccharomycetes, Saccharomycetales, Saccharomycetaceae. The record is from the annotation of a GenBank genome assembly.